Molecule: messenger RNA, 1524 nt
Organism: Brassicogethes aeneus
Lineage: Eukaryota; Metazoa; Arthropoda; Insecta; Coleoptera; Nitidulidae
Source: the annotation of a GenBank genome assembly
AUGAUUUUGAUUCUACUAAUUAUUUCGGUAAAUUUUUUCAACUUUGCAUUUUCCUCCAAUGCUUUUAUUCUACCGGAGGAAAAAACAAGUUUAUCUGGAUGUGUGGAUUCCGUUUUAGAUCUUGUUAUUCGGAAAAAUGAUUACGUUAUUGUAUUCGACGAAAAUUUAAGCUUGAGACAUGCUUCGUACUCAAAAUCGAACUCCAGCUGGGCCGACUUCGAUUCAGUUCCUCCAUACAUAAGUGCUUUUGUAGUUAAUAUAAAUCAGGACGACUUGGCGGACACGUUUGAGAAACUCCGUGAUGUGGAACACUUUGACACGAGAAUAUUGUUUGUUUUCAUCCAAAAUGCGAUAAAUAGUUCUUUCUUUAAAAUACUGGCAGAUUAUUAUGUAUUUAAAUCGAUAAUAUUGGUUGAGAAUGGUAAAAAUCAGUAUUCAUUGUACACAUACAAUCCUUAUGUGCACGAAAAUCUGCACCAGCCGAAUUUGGAGUAUUUUGAAUUUGGAGUGUGUAAGAAUGGAGAUUUGGAGGUACACCAAAAUUUUACAUUCACCCUGCCGAAACUUUGGAGGAACACUACGGUGAAUAUUCUGUAUAAACACUUUGAACCAUAUGUUUUUGAAGACGGAGUCGGUUUGGAUAUGAUAUCGACCAAAAUAAUAAUGGAAAAACUCAAAUUUAAAGCACGCACCAUAAAAGCUGUGCAUGACGUCGAUAUUUAUUUUGGUUUAAAAAACCGUUCCAUAGAUUUUUGCCAUGGGUGCUGCGCAGAAAAAACACCCUAUUUGUAUUACAGUACUUUUUACUACAUUUACGAUAAGUAUACCAACAUAAUGCCCAAGGCGCCUUUGAAAGCCUUCUACAAGGUGAUGUUCGGAGUUUUUUCGCAUGGCCUGUGGUCAUUGAUCGCCUUUCUAGUUGUUUUCUUCAUGAUUGUUUCGUUUUUUCUAAAUGACGUAACCGUGUUUUUUCCGUUGAUAAUAAUUAUAGAACAAACUACCAAAUUACCGAAACUAACGAGUUCUCGAUAUUUUUUGGCUGUGUACGUACUUUGUAUUUAUACCGUCUCCACAGCUUUUAAGAGCAAAUCGACAGCGAUUUUGGGAGAAAAAUUUUACGUAGAUGAACUGACCUCGCUGGAUAUCCUCGAGAACAACAUGUUAAUUUGUUUCAAUGGCAAUUCAUAUCAAACGUUGUCAAAAAAUGCUACCAAACAAGAGCAAUAUAUGAAUGAUCACUUCCUCUAUUUGAAAACUCAGAAAGAUUGUUUUGACAGAGUGGCCUUCAAGAGGGAUUCAGUUGCGCUUACUUUCGUGAGGACCUUUGAGUAUUUAGAGGCAAAAUACCGUUACCAAGAAGACGGAGAACCUUUGAUAUACAUAAACAAGUCUCACUGGGAAGUGAACUUACCGAUGCGUUUCACCAAAAGCCUGCCCAUCUUCGAUCAAUUCAACUCAAUUUUGGUUAAAAUCAAAGGCGAUUUUAUAAAUAAAAGUAGACUAAGCAAGUUUGAAGAAAUUUAG